CAUCUACGGACACUGCCAGGACUCACUAUGAUGGCCAUACUCACAGGGCUGUUGUACCUGGGUCUUAUUGUGAAACCCAGGACUGAAGUACAAGCAGAACACCUCCCAAAGCCAAUUAUCUGGGCUGAGCCACGCUCUGUGAUUGCCUUACAUACACCUGUGAUUAUCUGGUGUCAGGGUUCCUAUGAGGCCCAGGAGUAUCGUCUGUAUAAAUGGAGAAGUGUAGAUCCUUGGGACACUCAAUUGCUUCUGGAAACCAGGAAUAAGGCCAAGUUCAACAUUCAAUACAUGACAAUCGGCUAUGCAGGUAUCUAUAAGUGUUAUUAUAAGAGUGAUGCUGGAUUUUCAGAGCACAGUGAUGCCAUGGAGUUAGUUGUGACAGGAGCAUAUGGAAAUCCAAGCCUGUCAGUCUGGCCCAGCCCUGAUGUGACCUCUGGAGUUUUCAUAGCCUUUACGUGUAGCUCACACAUAGGAUUUGGCAGAUACAUUCUGAUCCAGGAAGGAAAACACCACCUGUUUUGGAUCCUGGACUCACAGUAUCAGGAUAAUCAUUCAUUCCAGGCUACGUUUGUUGUGGACACUGUUACUCCCAAACACAAUGGAACAUUCAGAUGUUACGGCUUUUUUAAGAAUAAACCUCAGGUGUGGUCAAACUCAAGUAACCCCCUUGACCUCAUGGUCUCAGAUGCCAAAGAGAAGUCCCCUACCCACACUGAAGAUGAAACCCCACCCUCAAACCACCAAGGUCACACAGUUGAAAAUCUCAUCAGAAUGCUUUUAGCUGCAUUGGUUCUUGUGACUAUAGUGAUGCUGCUUUUAGAGGCUUGGACCUUCAAGAAAGUGGAACAAGAUUCAACCAGGAGAUAAACAAGAAAGACUACUAGGCUCCACACCUGAACAGACCACUGAAACGUGUUGAGUGAUCCUAUACAUGUGUCUAAAACCUGGGUAUUCCUUAAGGUUUUAUACUCAGAGAAGGUCAAUGUAAUAAGCAUAUUCUGAGUGUGGGGAAUUCUGGGGAUUACAUUCAGGAGUAUUUGUCUUGUUCCUCUCUGCUCCUCUCCCCACACUUCACUGAGAAUAUGUGCUCACUUCUUUUUUGAAGACCAGGUGUUAUGUGUGCUCUGAAACUUUCUGUCACCUUCAAAUACCAUUUCCUCUAAAUUUCCUGAGUCAAUAUUGUUCAUUAUGAGCCUUUACCUUUAUUACUGAGAAAGAGAACAUAGUUGAAACAGAACACAUAUUGGGAAAAUCCAGAUUGCAGAUUGAACAAGUUUUUUGAAGAUGAUGCCCUUGAAAUUACUGAAAUUUUCUUUAACUUCAAUGUGCAUUACUAGAUCUAUCUGAUGAGUGCUUUUCAAAAUAACAUAUUUGCCUACAAAUCAAUGACUGUAUUUAGAACUAAAGAGCUUGCAUACAAUUGCUUUGAUUUUUAAUGUUACCACAACUUUGAAAUAUAGAAUUUUAUAAUCUUUGUAUUUAAAAAAAAAAACUUGUACAUGACAACAAGACAUACUGACAACAACCAUACCCACAGUUAGUACAUUUCCUCAAACUUCUGAGAUGUUAGGACAAUUAUUCUGAAGCUGUGCACUUUUCACAUCAUUUUGCACUAGCACUCAUGAAACACCAUUUUAUUAAACAAGGUGUCCACUCCAUAUUUGCUAAUCAUUAUGUGCAUUACUUCAAAUGAUCUCAUAAUUCCAAGUUAAAGUCAUAUGUGGGUGGUUCUAUGUUAUGGACAGUCCCAGCCAGAACUAAAUCCAAGUGAGCAUUCUGGAUAUCAGGAGAGGAAACAGGUCCAGUGGGUAACAAACAGAACAACCACACACAGAAGCAGCUGGAAUCUGAUUUUUUUUUUGGUAUCUCCUAGUCCAGUCCAGUUAACAUCUCAAAAUAGGCAUCACAUUCAUCUGUUAAAGCUUCAGUUUUCUCAGGCAGUACAGGGUGUUUACCCAUAGUCCAUCCAUAAUCCGGUUGGACAAUUGGCACAUGCAUUGAAACUGCUUCAUCUUGGCCCUGUUGUUGUGCUAGCCUGGGACCUGGUGAAGGGCAGCUCCCUGUCCUAGCUUCCCAGUGUUGAUUGUGGCAUUGCAGAGCUUUGGAAGCUGCCUGACUCAUGCUGUCUUCCAAGAGCACCUCUACCUAGUAGGCCCACUGCAUUCUUCACUGUGCCAUGCCAGGGGCCACCACAAGCCACUGGCAAUCAGCUCUGGAAGCCGCCUCUGGCCCCCAGCUCAGUGAACUAACCAGCUCCAGCCCUUAGGCCCAGCCUGGUGAACUAACUAGCUACCCAGUGUCUCUCUGAGUAAAAAGUAUCUACAGUCUCCUGAAUCACACCUGGAUAAGCUAAAAAAUGUUUUGUCCAAAGACUCGCUGGGUGGGGUCUGCAAAGUUCCUCAUAGGCUUCCAUUGCUAUCCAGGUAAGCCUGGGUAGAGAUAGCCUGUCUGCAUAACAAGCAAGGUCAAGAGUUAAAGGCAGAACAGGAUUAACUGGUCUGCUGUCUAUGUCCCUGAGAUAUCCAAUUCAGUUGCAAAACAGAAAGCCUGGCCUCUGGGGUGGGGAAAGUAGAUUCAAGCUAUGUACCAAUUCAAAUGUAAAUUCUUUCUACCCUGUCCAACACCCACUUGCAAGGCAAGGACUUUCUAUAAGGUUCUUCAUAUGUAAAUAUCCUUAGUCUGGGCUCAGUGUUUCAAAUCUGUCUGCCCUGCAAGGAUGACUAAAAACCAAAAGGAAUCUGCGACUUUAGAGUUCCUGGAGAAUUCUACAGCCUGGUAAAAAAUGCUAUUUCUACCAUAUUUGGAGUCAUACUACAACAUAUCAUAUAUCCAAAAUGUAAUUACAUAAAUGAUUGGAACAAAGUGUUGUAGAACAUUUUUGGUUGCAAGAUGGAUUCUUUUACAUUUUAAUAUGCUCGGUAUUACUUAGUUCUGGACACUAGGAAGGAGAGUUUCAGAAGUAUAGUAAAUUGUCAACUGAGAUUUUUAGCUUCUGUACUUACAGGGUGUUCCACAAAUUUUCCAGGAGAGAUUUCUCACCUCUGUCUGUAAAAAUUUAUUUUACAGAUAUCACUGGGUCACUCUGGCAGUUCUGAAGUGAUACAUACUUGUAAUUUGAAAUCUCCCUCUUCACUGUUGUUUACUCCAAAAGUAUUUUUUUAAUGCCCUCUUAGUAUACCUGGAUAUAAUCAUUAAUUCUGAAUAUUAACUUUCCCCCUAAUUAGGGAAGCAAGGCUUUUUUUUAAAGACAAUUUAUUAAUUCCUUGAAAAUCUCAUGCAAUAUAUUUUGAGCAUAUUUCUAUCCUCUCCAUGGCUUCUCUCCAAUAGUCCCUUAUAUGCAUACAUUUUAAGAACUUCUGGGAAGAUAAAAUAAUUUGUGUAAAAUUAAACCUUUAUUCCUUGUUAGCAGAUGUUGAGUGACAUAUCUCUUUGACAACUUAUUUAUUUUAACAAAAAAUAUGCAAAAAUUAUUUAUUGUACUUGUCUGAGAAGGAGCACAGCGUAUCUUCCUCAUUUCCACAGGGCAUUUCUGACUUAAUCUAUUAAUAUAAUGUUACUUGCAACUUCUUCAAGUGUGAUCUCAUUAAAAAGAUGUUGUUCUAUAUCCCUAUGUUCCUGUGGGAAUUUAUGAGUAUUGGCCAUGCGACAAUAAAAGUAGUGCUUCUACCUUGAUUUUCAUAUUUAUUGUUCUUUAAAUUCAUGUUGUUCCCAUGAAUGGCAUUGCUGUAUUCUUACAGAGUUAAUAUUUGUUAACAGUUAUGUGGUAUACUCCUAUUUAUACAACACUGGAUACUCUCAAAUUAUUCAUUAUGUAUUAUUAAGUUCUAAUUUGAGAUAUGACCAAAAGCACUCUUUGUCAAUGUUUUCAUUCCUAACAUGUGAUUGGGUCAACAAAGCAGCAGGGCAGAGUUUCAAGAGGGAAAUUAUCAAACCAACAUUA
Messenger RNA from Apodemus sylvaticus (European woodmouse), 3940 nucleotides. Its product is annotated as leukocyte immunoglobulin-like receptor subfamily B member 4A. The transcript is spliced from 6 exons. The coding region runs from base 28 to 867 and encodes 279 amino acids. Gene Ontology annotation, molecular function: inhibitory MHC class I receptor activity. Gene Ontology annotation, biological process: cytokine-mediated signaling pathway. Lineage: Eukaryota; Metazoa; Chordata; Mammalia; Rodentia; Muridae. The record is from RefSeq and is a predicted model, not a curated record.